This is a messenger RNA of Dovyalis caffra, 609 nucleotides long. NCBI's taxonomy places the organism in Eukaryota, Viridiplantae, Streptophyta, Magnoliopsida, Malpighiales, Salicaceae. The record is from the annotation of a GenBank genome assembly.
AUGACACAACCACCACCCUCCACCACCACCUACACAACCAUCCCCAUCUCCGCCGGAGAUGUCAUUUCGCGAUCCCUCCAAAACUUCACCUCGUCCUUCUCCCUCCUCCGCCCCUGGCCCGAGCUCUUCACUUCCGGAUCCUUCACACGACCCGACUCAUUCUCCACUGCCUUGAUCCGACUCCGCGCCAACUUCCACCAUUUCAUAUGCAAUUAUUCAAUAAUCAUCUCUGCUUGCGGAGCUUUAUCUCUAAUUGGGUCUCCAAUUUCCCUCUUAAUGUUUGCUUUGGUGCUGUCUCUCUGGCUGCUCCUCUACUUCUUUAGAGAAGACCCAUUGGUGUUAUGGGGCUAUGAUUUGAAUGAUCGGCUGGUUUUGAUUGGGUUGGUUUUGGUCUCUGUUUUGGGUGUUUGGUUAAGUGGGUCAGCUUGGAAUUUGGUUUGGGGUGUUCUGAUUGGGUUUUUGGUAUGUGGGGUUCAUGCUGUUUUGAGGAAUUCAGAUGGGUUGUUGGUUCCUGGUGAGGAAGCAGCUUUGAUCGGCUCGGGUCAUGUUUCCGGGUCAUAUGGAGCUGUAUCAGUAUCUAGUGAUGGUGGUGGUCAAUUUAUCAAGUAG